Messenger RNA from Alternaria rosae, 1191 nucleotides. RefSeq lists its product as uncharacterized. The transcript has 4 exons. The record is from RefSeq and is a predicted model, not a curated record. NCBI's taxonomy places the organism in Eukaryota, Fungi, Ascomycota, Dothideomycetes, Pleosporales, Pleosporaceae. The coding region runs from base 203 to 1174 and encodes 323 amino acids.
CCGUCGAACAUGACCAGGAUGUCGUGAUAGUCGGGCGUACUUAAAAUGACACGAUGGUUGGGGUCCAAAAGACAAAACCCACUUUGCGACGAGGUCGCGGACCUUGAAAGCGACUCUGUCGCUCUUUCCUCCACCGAUUCGAGCAGUGCAUGCGCUGCUUGCCCUGGUACUGUGAUCUAUACGAUUCCCUCAACAAUUCGCCAUGAUUUCUCUCCUCUUGCAAUUAGGUAGUAUUAGUGUCGCUGCUGCGGCACUGAUACCUGCCGCAAUGCCUGCACCUACAGCUCCUGCAAUGCUCCCAAGGCAAGACCCUGCAAAUGGCAUUGUGGUUAUGGGAUACGAGCUCAUCGGCACGCAAGACGACGAGCCGGUCUGGUCGAUCAAGACUUUCCCUCAGUCCGACGGCUAUCUUUUUACAACAGGCAGCCUGUAUCAAUCGUGCAAAGCGUCAUCCGCUUUCGAGAUUGAUGGCACGACUACGACCUCCCCCUUGCCAAAGACAGGUUGUGAGGCGUGGACGAGCUGCUCACAUACAACGGUGUAUGGGUCUGGAGGAGUAACUAGUACCUGCGACGGAGAUUAUGGGCUUUGCUACUCGGACAUCAUGUUUACCACCUUCGGUGCUUCCGAUGCGUACACGCGUAUUUAUUGCGAUUGGACAGGCAGCCAUCCGUUGAUGUCGACGACACUUUACCAAGCGCUUCCGGCUAACGUGGAUUCAACGUCAGUCGCGUCCCAACAGGCAGCCUCCAGUAUACCUGCAUCGAAUAGCAACCCGUCCAUCUCGGCACCUACCCCGUCCCCAACGUCGAGCCCGGCCAGCGAGCAGAAUCAAUCCCCUGGUGGAAGCAGUGGUUCAGGCAGUACAGCCAUAAUCGCCGGAAGCGUCGUUGGUGGGCUUGCGGUCAUCGCAUUUGCCGGCGUCGCCAUCCUGUACAUCCUCAAGCGCUCUAAGCGCCAUCCCGCGGGUACUCCCGUCCCGUCGAGCGACGGUGAUUCCAUGAAUCCGUAUGGCACGCCAGAAAUGACUAGGAACGGAUACCCUGAGGCGCAGGCGUAUACGUACACGGCGACAAAAUACGGACACGCCAUAAACGGAGGCGAACUCGAUGGGCAGCAUGGCACCGCUGAAUUGGGCGGCAUCCCGCUUCACGAAGCAGAGGGCCGACGAUGAGGUGAAGAGAAGGAGGG